AUGCUCAACUCUCGCCGCGCCCUCGUGGCGGCGGUCUUCAUCCUCAUUGUCUUUUUCCUCAUCACCCGAUCGCACGAUUCGAGCUCGGGCGUCGCGCCAUCGAAUACCAACACCGAAAAGACCUCCUCGUCGAAUAAUGGCGGCAACGCUGCUGACCCCCCUGCUGACCCCCCUGCUGCGGCCGCCGAGAUUCCCCCCGAGAAGCCCAAGCCGGCGCCUGUCCAGAAACCGAGAAAAGACAUGUCGCGCAUGAGCACAUACGACAAGCUCGCCUACGCUUACCCGUACGAUGUGGACACAAAGUUCCCCGCCUACAUCUGGCAGACGUGGAAAUACGGCCCUGCGCAGGCCGAGUUCGCCUUUGGCGAGCAGGAGGCCUCGUGGUCAGACCAACACCCCGGUUUCGUGCACGAGGUCAUCACCGACGAGGUGGCGGUCAACAUGCUGCGACUGUUCUACGCGGCUGUGCCAGAGGUCCUGGAGGCGUACCAGGCGCUGCCACGCCCGGUGCUCAAGGCGGACUUUUUUCGGUACUUGAUUCUGCACGCCCGAGGCGGCAUCUACUCAGACAUCGACACGUUCGCCAUCAGGAGUGCAGUGGAAUGGCUGCCGCCCCAGAUCCCGCGCGAAACGGUCGGCCUUGUCAUUGGCAUCGAGGCGGACCCUGAUCGCCCCGACUGGGCGGAAUGGUACAGCCGCCGGAUCCAGUUCUGCCAGUGGACCAUUCAAGCGAAGCCAGGGCACCCCGUGCUCCGCGACAUCAUCACGCGCAUCACGAACCAGACACUGGAGAUGAAGCGCUCGGGCAAGCUCGCGAGCUUCCUGGACAAGAACAUUGUCGACUUCACCGGCCCCGCGAUCUGGACGGACACCAUCUUCGACUACUUUAACGACGAGCGGUACUUUGACAUGCGCGACAGCACCAAGAAGAUUGACUGGAAAGACUUUACCGGGAUGGAGACGAGCAAGCGGGUGGGUGACGUUGUGGUCCUGCCCAUCACGAGCUUCUCGCCGGGCGUGGGACAAAUGGGUGCCAAGGAGCCCGAUGAUCCCAUGGCAUUUGUGCUGCACAACUUUGAAGGCACGUGGAAACCCGAGAGCGAGCGCCAUAUUGGCGAGCAGCAAGUGGUGAUGUAG
Messenger RNA from Emericellopsis cladophorae, 1137 nucleotides. RefSeq names its product Initiation-specific alpha-1. Gene Ontology annotation, cellular component: mannan polymerase complex. Gene Ontology annotation, molecular function: alpha-1,6-mannosyltransferase activity. Lineage: Eukaryota; Fungi; Ascomycota; Sordariomycetes; Hypocreales; Bionectriaceae. Gene Ontology annotation, biological process: protein N-linked glycosylation. Bases 1 to 1137 code for a protein of 378 amino acids. The record is from RefSeq and is a predicted model, not a curated record. The transcript has 2 exons.